AUUGUUCUUUUCACUAUUUUAGUCCGAACUAUCGAGAAAGAUAUACUGCAAACUAUAACUCCCAGCUCCCAUGUGAGGGGAAUAUCAUAUAUUUUCAUCUUCAUUCACCUUCUUUAUCUCUCAGUUGCGAAAAGUUGCCGCAAACAGAGAGCGCGAGGUGACCAUAACCACCAAAGUACCAAGACCCGAGAUCGGGAACCUACAUUUCUUACGUCACCACCAAGAAACACUUCCACUUGAACUGUUCACCAAACCCAUACACACACACACCCUCAGAGAAAGACAAGAAAAAGCAAAUGGCACCACCACCAAACUCCCGCUCCCCGGGAGUCCUCUACUGGGGCCCCCGCCUCUUCCUAGGCUCCUUAGCCAUCGCCUUCCUCAUCCACCUCAACCACCCCGCCUCAUCCUUCUCCCUCUCUUCCCUCUUCAGUCCCAACUCCGAGUCUGCCAUCACCGCAAUAACCUACUGCUACACCUCCAUCCUCACCUCCGCCGGCUCUUCUAGCGAAGCCGACUGCUUCUCCAUUUCCCCCGAUGGCAAGUUUACGAAAGUGUUUCACUCGGCUGAGGAUGUUUUGGUUGUCGGGGAUAAUGACAACAAUGAGGGAGGGGGUAUGGGAGGUAGUAGUGCGGUGGUGGAGAUGAAAGAGGGACAUGUGAUCCCCGGGAUUUGGGAUGGCCAUGGACAUCUGAUUCAGUAUGGAGAGUUUUUGCAUUCGGUGGAUUUGUUUGGAGCUAGUAGUGUGGAAAUGGUGAGGGAGAGGGUGAGGGGGUAUUUGAAGGAGAGGGGAGGGGAGGGGAGUGAUGUGGGGAGUAAGGAAAACUGGGCGAGAGGUGUUGGUUGGGACCAGAUGGUGUUGGGAGAGAUGCCUAGUGCUGCCAUGCUCGAGUCUGACCCAGCUCUAAAGGGCAAAUACAUCAUGCUUGACCGGGUCGACGUGCACUGCACCUGGGUCUCGCAGGCCAUUCUGGAUCUUAUCCCUCCCGAGUCCCUCCCCGAGGACGUCCCCGGUGGCGAGAUCAUCCGGGAGCCGGGCAUGGGCGUGUUCUGCGACAACGCCAUGGACAUCAUCACCUCACUAUGGCCCAAGCCCGACGCCGAGCGCAAGAAGACCUUCCUCAAGUCAGCCAUGAAGGAGCUGCACAAGGUCGGACUAGUCGGCAUGAACGACGCCGGCGUGACGCCGACCGACCUGAAGGUGUAUGAAGAAGCCAGCCGGAACGAAGACUGGUGGACUCUCCGUGUCUACGCCAUGAUCGAGUGCGGCGAGCGCAACGUCUUCUGCCCGCUCAAGGCCGACUCCGUCAAAACCCAGCACGAAGACGGCAUGCUCACCAUCCGCAGCGUCAAGCUCUUCGCCGACGGCGCCUUGGGAUCCUGGGGCAGCGCCAUGAUCGACCCUUACUCCGACAAACCCUCCACGCGCGGCUCCCUGCUCGUUAACGGCUCAACCCUCGAGUCUCUCGCCCGCUCCUGGUCCAACGCAGGGUACCAAGUCAACAUCCACGCCAUCGGCGACCUAGCCAACCGAUACGCCAUCGACGCGCUCGAAGCCGCUCUCAAAGACUCUUGCCCCAAGGGCACGUCGCUCAAAGACUGCCAAAACCAAUCCCACCGCUUCCGCAUCGAACACAGCCAAAUCAUCCACCCCACCGACCAAGCCCGCAUCCGCGACCUAGGCAUCAUCCCCUCCAUCCAGCCCACGCACGCCACCUCGGACAUGGCCUACGCUGAGUCCCGACUGGGUCCCGAGCGCACGCGGACCGAAGCCUACCGCAUGCGCAGCUUGAUCCACGAACUUAAAGUCCAGCCUGUUUUGGGGUCCGAUUUCCCCGUUGAGCCGCCGAACCCGUUCGAGGGGAUGUACGCGGCCGUGACGAGGAAGAAUCCGCAUACUGGCAAGGGAGUUGAUGGCGAUAACAAAGGAUGGUACGAGGAGGAGGCGUUGAGUCUUGAGGAGGCGCUUGCAGGGUUUACCGAGGGAGUGGCGGGCGGGAUGUUUACGGAGGGGAAGACGGGGGUUAUUAGGGAGGGGGCGUUUGCCGAUUGGGUGGUGCUUGAUGAGCCGUUGGAGGUGUUGGCUGCUAGGGAGGGUGGGGAGGGGCUGAGGAAGAUUAAGGUGAGGGAGACAUGGGUUGGGGGGAGGAAGGUUUAUGAUCGGGAGGAGGAGGCGAGUGAGAAGGUGGUGAAUGGUGGGGAGGAGGGGGUGAGGGAGGAUUUGUGAAGGGUUUGUGAAGGGUUUGUGAAAACAAGAUGAAGAGGAUGGUGAAAAAAAAGGUUAAGUUUGUAUAAACGAAGGAAUAUGGUAUGGAUGCUAUGGAUAUGACAUGAUGAUACACGAUGGGAUACACGACCGGAUACAAGACGGGAUAUACAACAGCUAUGGACCUAGACUAGAACGUAGAGGUUUUCGUCGAUUUAGACUGGUUCCUAGACCCCACUCACUUCAGGGUCUCUUCACU
This is a messenger RNA of Neurospora tetraspora, 2466 nucleotides long. RefSeq names its product amidohydrolase family-domain-containing protein. Gene Ontology annotation, molecular function: hydrolase activity, acting on carbon-nitrogen (but not peptide) bonds. NCBI's taxonomy places the organism in Eukaryota, Fungi, Ascomycota, Sordariomycetes, Sordariales, Sordariaceae. The coding region runs from base 297 to 2228 and encodes 643 amino acids. The transcript has 3 exons. The record is from RefSeq and is a predicted model, not a curated record.